Messenger RNA from Saccostrea echinata, 2516 nucleotides. RefSeq names its product secreted frizzled-related protein 5-like. Gene Ontology annotation, biological process: non-canonical Wnt signaling pathway; canonical Wnt signaling pathway; negative regulation of canonical Wnt signaling pathway. The transcript has 3 exons. Gene Ontology annotation, molecular function: Wnt-protein binding. NCBI's taxonomy places the organism in Eukaryota, Metazoa, Mollusca, Bivalvia, Ostreida, Ostreidae. The record is from RefSeq and is a predicted model, not a curated record. Bases 565 to 1707 code for a protein of 380 amino acids.
UAUGGAUCCCGCGCCAAGAAAGAGGAGGGUUUUGUAAUUCGCUGAUUAUGUAAUGAGUAAUCACUGAGAGAAGAGCCCAUGCAACUAAAUAAAUCGACAGGAAAUUUCAACAGGAAUUUUUUUUUCCCAAGACAUUCUCUUUGCCGAGUGAACUUGCUUUGGUGUGAAAGGUAAAAUCGCUGGCGUGUCCUCGUCUGAUAUUCUCUAUUUAGCGUUAUAUUCAGGCAAGGUGACGUCGCAUCGGGCUGAUUAGAAGUUGUUUAAAAAUAUUUAACAUAACCACAUCGCGUCUAAGACCCGAUGUGAGAGGAAGGGUCUAGCACGCAUCGCUGAGACUCAAAAACCCAAUUGGUUAAAACAGAUUCGUCUGUGGUCGAAGACGAAGUGCAUGAAGGAAAAAGGGAAAACGGCUUUAUUUGGAGACAAUGUGAUUUAUCUGGUAAUCCAGUCGUAGGAUAGGUGUAAAGAAUUUCUAUGUUUUUGUAGAUGCAGUAUGCGAUUGAAAAGACAUCAUAAGUGAUUUAAACUUAUUGGAUAAAUAUUAUACGUUUGAAAACUACUACCAUGUGGUUCGUUCUGUUGUUCUGUGCUUUUUUACGUUUCCCGGAGUGUUAUUCAUACAGUUCCAAUGAAGGAUACCUUCAGGAUAUAGAUCCGGACUGGGCUAUGAUAAGUGGACGGAUUAACCAGCCAAAAUGUAUCGACAUUCCGUCCAAUUUAACCUUAUGCCAAAAUCUCGGAUACCAUCAAAUGAGACUACCGAAUCUAUUGGAUCAUGACACCAUCAAUGAAGCUAUCCAGCAAUCCAAAUCAUGGAUAUCUCUUUUGGGAGUGGAAUGCCAUCCCGACACCAAAUUGUUCUUGUGUUCUUUGUUUUCACCAGUUUGUCUGGACAGAAAAAUCUACCCGUGUCGGAGUUUGUGUAAUGCAGUUAAAGCUGGCUGUGAACAAACGAUGCUAUUUUACAAUUAUAGCUGGCCAGAUAUGGUCCGAUGUGACAAAUUUCCGGAAGACUCGGAUCUCUGUAUACAACCAUUACAUAACGUGACAACAACUCACAAUCUCUGCAGUGCUUGUCGACAACCUGCAACAGUAGAAGGACUUGUUGACGGAUUCUGUCGCUCAACAUAUGUGGUCAGAGCUAAGGUAAAACAAAUCAAACAUCAAAAUGAAAAGAAAAUAUUGGUGUUGGAAAGGAAAAAGAAAUUCUUCAAAAAGAAUGGACUUUCCAAGAAAGAUAAAAAAUCGCUUAGUCCAUAUAUUCAAGGCGGAAUUCAUUGUGACUGUGAUCGCAUUAAUGUCACACUUAACGAAAAGUACAUCAUUAUGGGAAAUAAUACAUCACCGGGAGAAUAUACCGCCAUGUAUAUAGCAAAAUGGCGGAAAGAAAAGGAUUUUCGCAAAGCGUUGAAGCUAAUGCGUAAAAAGGACAUUUGUUCAAAACCACUGGACAUAGGAGAAACCGAACAUCAUGGAAAAGGAAGCAAGGGGAAAGGUGGCAAGAAGGGAAAAGGAAAGAAAGGGAAGAAGGGGAAGAAGGGGAAGAAGGGGAAGGGGAAAAAGGGCAAGAAAGGAAAAGGAAAGAAAGGAAAAGGGAAAAAGGGCAAGAAGGGAAAGGGAAAAAAGGGAAAAGGAAAAAAGAAAGGCCGAAAAAGAAAAGGUAAAAAUGGGGGAAAAGGAAAACAAGCGGCAACGCCCCCUUCAUAGACUUUGGAGAAGGACAUAAAUCCAAUUUGACCCAGAAAUGUCUGUGAUAAUGGUAAUUGAAAUUUGACACAAAGUUAAAGAUGUGCAAUCCGGAAUCGUGAUUCUAAGGAAUCUUAGAUGGAUACAAGUGUGAUUAACUGGUUUUGAAUGGAUAUGAAAGUGCAAAAGCCAUGUGAUAGAGUUGUAUAAAUUUGUUUUGUUGUAUAGUAUCUAGACAUUGUGUUUGAUAUUUUUUGCAAAGGAUGUGCAAAAAUGCUUCCAUUUUCAAUACGUUACACUGGCUUUAAAGUAUGUGUAGAACAAAAAUGAACUGAUGCUUUCACUUAAUUACUAGUGAACUGUUACUGCACCUCUGACUGCAUGUAAUUUUGAAUUUAUGUUCUUUCAGACCAGAUUCUAUCGAUAAACGUAACUCUGAACAAGACUGCUGCAGAGAAUUAGUGCUAUUUAGACGUCUCUCGGAGUUCAUCUAAAUAAUGUUAAAACAGUGUUCCUUGUGGAUAAUAACACUGAAAUUAAUAUCCUUUUCUAGGAAAUUAAUUUCAUUUCUUCCUGAUACUAGUAUUACACUCAAACGAAACAAUUAUUUAGGUUUAAAUUCAAACAAAUCCCCCUUUUAUUACCUAAAUGUUUCAGUAGAAUUGUACACUGUUUCCAGCAAUAAGAUAAAGGAAUAUACAUAUACUUGAUUAUUUUGUUCAAGAAAUGUUUUACAAAUUGGCAUAAUAUGUUUAUGUAAAAUACAUUUUGUACAUUACAUAAAGAUCCAUUUCACAAUUUAUAAAAUAAAAUGAAUUCAACCAUUGUUA